This is a messenger RNA of Dermatophagoides pteronyssinus (European house dust mite), 1630 nucleotides long. RefSeq lists its product as uncharacterized. NCBI's taxonomy places the organism in Eukaryota, Metazoa, Arthropoda, Arachnida, Sarcoptiformes, Pyroglyphidae. Gene Ontology annotation, molecular function: GTPase activity; GTP binding. The record is from RefSeq and is a predicted model, not a curated record.
UUCGUUUGAUCAAAUUUGUUUUUAAUUUUUGUUUUUAUAUUCAAAUUUGUCUUUGUUGAAUAAAAAAAAAAAAUACCAAAAAUGGAUUCAAUUAUUUUACGUGGCCUUUUAGAAUUUUUUAUUCGUGAACGUGUUUUGAUUAUCGGUACAAAAGAAUCAGGGAAAUCAAAAUUAGUUGAAAAAUUAAUGGAUUUACAAUAUUUUGAUGUAGAAAAAAUAAAAUCUUUGGUAGAGUUUACCGAUUUAACACAAGAUAUUUGUGAUCUAACACAAGAUAUUUCUGAAUUUUCAAUUUCAUCAACAUCAUCAUCGCUGUCAUCGAAUUCACGUGGAUCAAUUCAAUCUUUUUUAUCUGUUGCACAAACAUCAACAUCAUCGUUAUCAUCAUUGGAUUCAAAAGCAGCAACAGUAUCAAAAUCACCACCGUCAUCAUUAGCGUCAUUGAAAACAAACUCACGAAAACAAUCGAUGAAUUUGCAUCGAAAUCAUCAUGCAAUUGGACGGAAAAAAUCUAAAAUGAAUCAUUUAUCCGAAUUUUUUAACUGGCUUGAAUCAUCACCCAUUAAAACUACUACGAACAGUAAUGAUGCAGUCAUAUCAUCAUCAUCAUCAUCAUCGAAAUCGUUGUUAAAUGAUUUACCGGUAUUGAUAACUGGUCGUGAAUCCAUGGUACGUUUGCUAUCGAAUCAAGCAUCACGAAUGUUUUCUGAAUAUUAUUAUUAUCUAAAUUAUUGUAAAGAUGCCAAUAUUGUGAUGCGUAUAUGGGAUACCUAUCAUGAACAUUGGCAUAUUUUUCUCAAUGAAAAAUAUCAUCGUCCUCAAACAAUAUUAGUUGUUUACAAUUCAAAUAAUUUAAAUGAAUUGAAACAAAUUCGUGAACCGAUUGAAAAUUAUCUAUCAAAAUUGACAUCGACUCAACGACAAUUAGUAUCAAUUUAUAUUGUCGGUAGUAAAAUUGAUCUAGGUCAUACACAACCAUUAACAUAUGAAUUACGACGAUGGAUCGAUAAAAAUCAAAUGAGACAUAUGUAUGUUUCAAGUGAAUGGAAUAAAGGUGUCAAUUUAUUACGAUCUUGUUUACUUGAAGAUAUUUAUAAUAAACAUUGUACACAUGGAUUAUUAAUACAUCGUAAUCAUUUAUUGGAUCUUUACAUUUCAACUAUUGGUUAUUGUCCUACCAUUGUAUAUGAUUCAUGUAUAGCUUUCGAAAAUAACAAUCAAACAGAACAAUAUCAUUCAGAUGAACAAUCAAAAAAUUGUCAUCUUUGUCAAACUGGAUCCCGGCCAUUACGACCAAUUGAUUUUAAUAAGCUAAAAAAAGAUCCAAAAUCAAUGCUUGAAUUUCAUAUGGCAUUGGAAAAUAUUUGUCAAUGUUUGUAUCAUUUAAUGUUUACUGUAGGUUCAUCAUCAUCCUUAUCCAAUACAACUAUACCAUAUCCAUUAUUGACAAUAGUCAAAGAACAAAACAGACGAAAACGUAAUCUAAUCGGUGAUCUACAAUCCUCACAGAAAAUGAAACGAAAUUAAUUAAUUUUAUCAUAUCGAUUGAUAAUACCCAGAUAAUCUAAUUGACAAAUAAUUAAUCGUUUUUUCAUCUAAUCAACAAAUUAAUAAUUAUCAUUAUGUCUUU